Molecule: messenger RNA, 2031 nt
Organism: Aspergillus piperis CBS 112811
Lineage: Eukaryota; Fungi; Ascomycota; Eurotiomycetes; Eurotiales; Aspergillaceae
Product: putative glucan 1,4-alpha-glucosidase
Exons: 5
Coding region: 85-2004 (639 amino acids)
Biological process (GO): polysaccharide catabolic process
Cellular component (GO): fungal-type vacuole
Molecular function (GO): glucan 1,4-alpha-glucosidase activity; starch binding
Source: RefSeq, a predicted model, not a curated record
GGGUUGAAAGUAGCUUCCUCCCCCUCAAGACGCGACAACUGAGUGACUGAGCUUCAUCCUCAACAUCGUUACUCCCCCACCGCAAUGUCGUUCCGAUCUCUUCUCGCCCUGAGCGGCCUUGUCUGCUCGGGGUUGGCAAGUGUCAUUUCCAAGCGCGCGACAUUGGAUUCGUGGUUGAGCAACGAAGCGACCGUGGCUCGUACUGCGAUCCUGAAUAACAUCGGGGCGGACGGUGCUUGGGUGUCGGGCGCGGACUCUGGCAUUGUCGUUGCCAGUCCCAGCACCGAUAACCCGGACUACUUCUACACCUGGACUCGCGACUCUGGUCUCGUCAUCAAGACCCUCGUCGACCUCUUCCGCAAUGGAGAUACUGAUCUCCUUUCCACCAUUGAGCACUACAUCUCCUCUCAGGCAAUUAUUCAGGGUGUCAGUAACCCCUCUGGUGGUCUGUCCAGCGGUGGUCUUGGUGAGCCCAAGUUCAAUGUCGAUGAGACUGCCUACACCGGGUCUUGGGGACGGCCGCAGCGUGAUGGUCCUGCCCUGAGAGCAACUGCUAUGAUCGGCUUCGGGCAGUGGCUGCUUGACAAUGGCUACACCAGCGCUGCAACAGAGAUUGUUUGGCCCCUCGUUAGGAACGACCUGUCGUAUGUGGCUCAGUACUGGAACCAGACGGGAUAUGAUCUCUGGGAAGAAGUUAAUGGCUCGUCCUUCUUCACCAUUGCCGUGCAACACCGCGCCCUCGUCGAAGGUAGUGCCUUCGCGACGGCCGUCGGCUCGUCCUGCUCCUGGUGUGAUUCGCAGGCACCUCAGAUUCUCUGCUACCUGCAGUCCUUCUGGACCGGCAGCUACAUCCUGGCCAACUUUGACAGCAGCCGUUCCGGCAAGGACACAAACACCCUCCUGGGAAGCAUCCACACCUUUGAUCCUGAGGCUGGAUGCGACGACUCCACCUUCCAGCCCUGCUCCCCGCGUGCGCUCGCCAACCACAAGGAGGUUGUAGACUCUUUCCGCUCGAUCUAUACUCUCAACGAUGGUCUCAGUGACAGUGAGGCGGUUGCCGUCGGUCGGUACCCUGAGGAUAGCUACUACAACGGCAACCCGUGGUUCCUGUGCACCUUGGCUGCCGCGGAACAGCUGUACGAUGCUCUGUACCAGUGGGACAAGCAGGGGUCGUUGGAGAUCACAGACGUGUCACUUGACUUCUUCAAGGCUCUGUACAGUGGUGCUGCCACCGGCACGUACUCUUCGUCCAGCUCGACCUAUAGCAGCAUUGUGGAUGCCGUCAAGACUUUCGCUGAUGGUUUUGUUUCUAUUGUGGAAACUCACGCCGCAAGCAACGGCUCUCUGUCUGAGCAAUUCGACAAGUCUGAUGGCGACGAGCUUUCUGCUCGCGAUCUGACCUGGUCUUACGCUGCUCUGCUGACCGCCAACAACCGUCGUAACUCUGUCGUGCCCCCGUCUUGGGGUGAGACCUCUGCCAGCAGCGUGCCCGGCACCUGUGCGGCUACCUCUGCCUCUGGUACCUACAGCAGUGUGACCGUCACCUCGUGGCCGAGCAUCGUGGCUACUGGUGGCACCACUACGACGGCUACCACCACUGGAUCGGGCGGCGUGACCUCGACCAGCAAGACCACCACAACUGCUAGUAAGACCAGCACCACUACGUCCUCGACCUCCUGCACCACCCCCACUGCCGUAGCUGUGACCUUUGAUCUGACGGCGACCACCACCUACGGCGAGAACAUCUACCUGGUCGGGUCGAUCUCUCAGCUCGGUGACUGGGACACCAGCGAUGGCAUAGCUCUGAGCGCUGACAAGUACACUUCCAGUAACCCGCUUUGGUAUGUAACUGUGACUCUGCCGGCUGGUGAGUCAUUUGAGUACAAGUUCAUCCGCGUUGAGAGCGAUGACUCCGUGGAGUGGGAGAGCGACCCGAACCGGGAAUACACCGUUCCUCAAGUGUGCGGAGAGUCGACCGCGACGGUGACCGACAGCUGGCGGUAGACAAUUCAUUCAAUUCGAUAUAAUGGA